This is a messenger RNA of Dermacentor silvarum, 411 nucleotides long. Its product is annotated as cathepsin L-like. The record is from RefSeq and is a predicted model, not a curated record. Gene Ontology annotation, molecular function: cysteine-type endopeptidase activity. Bases 1 to 411 code for a protein of 136 amino acids. Lineage: Eukaryota; Metazoa; Arthropoda; Arachnida; Ixodida; Ixodidae. Gene Ontology annotation, cellular component: lysosome. The transcript has 4 exons.
AUGCCAUCCAAUGGUGUGGUCAUUGUCGAGAAAAGCUCCAAAAGACAACCUUGCAAAUUCAAGAAAGGAAACGUCGGAGCCACCGCGAAAGGACUCGUCAAGCUUAAGAAGGGAUGCGAAAAGCAGCUGAAGGUGGCCGUGGCAACAGUGGGACCUAUCUCCGUAUUCAUCGAUCCACACUUUCGGCCAUUCAGGUUCUAUAAGCAUGGAAUCGUCGACGACCCGUCCUGUACAACGUACCGUUUAAACCAUGUCGUUCUCUCCGUCGGCUAUGGUGUUCAGAAUGGCAUAGAAUACUGGCUCCUGAAAAACAGCUAUGGAGAUCGCUGGGGAGAUGGCGGUUAUUUUAAGGUAAUUCGAAACAAGAACAUGUGUGGCGUAGCAGCAAGUCCAUCGUAUCCUCUGGUUUAG